Malania oleifera is the source of this 994-nucleotide messenger RNA. RefSeq names its product PRA1 family protein F2-like. The transcript has a single exon. Lineage: Eukaryota; Viridiplantae; Streptophyta; Magnoliopsida; Santalales; Ximeniaceae. Gene Ontology annotation, biological process: vesicle-mediated transport. Gene Ontology annotation, cellular component: Golgi apparatus; endoplasmic reticulum. The coding region runs from base 70 to 687 and encodes 205 amino acids. The record is from RefSeq and is a predicted model, not a curated record.
UCUCUGCGUCGCGUUCUUCGCUCCGUCUGUAUCCGCUCUCUGAGGCCGCGCUCCCCGUGGUCGCCGGAAAUGACGAACUACGGCACGAUUUCGACGUCACCGCCGGGGGACUUGAACCGCGAGUACGUAUCCCGCGCAAAGGAGCGGCUGAGGUCGGGCCUGGCGACGCGACGGCCGUGGCGGGAGCUUCUGGCCUUCCGAUCGUUCGGCCGGCCGGCGAGCUUCAACGACGCGGUUUCGCGGGCGAGGACGAACGCCGUGUACUUCCGCGCCAACUACGCGAUUUUCGUGCUGACGGUGCUGUUUCUGAGCCUCCUGUGGCACCCGAUCUCGCUGAUCGUCUUCAUUGUGAUGAUGGCGGCGUGGCUCUUCCUCUACUUCCUCCGGGACGAGCCUCUGAUGCUCUUCCGCCACAUCGUGGACGAUCGGGUGGUGCUGAUCGCGCUCUCGAUCCUCACCAUCGUUUUUCUUCUGCUCACUCACGCCACCGUCAACAUUGUGGUGGCGCUGCUUGUAGGAGCGGCGGUGGCGGUGCUUCACGCCGCGUUCAGGAAGACCGACGAUUUGUUUUUAGACGAAGAGGCCGCCGAAGCCGAUGCCGGUGCCGCCUUAUUCGCCGGCGUCGCUUCCACUUCCGCCACCGGCACCGGCGGUGGUGUUAAUCCUUCUUCUUCUUCCUCCUCCUAGUAGCGCAGAAGUUUGAAAUUGUUUAUAUAUAUAUAUCGAAGGCUGUGAUUAUGUUAGAAUGGAGAUUUGAUUUAUAUGCCUUUGAUUUCUUUCUUAAUUUUGCUUGUGUGUUGUAUUGGCAUUCUUCAUUUUGCUGUAUGUCUUUUCUUUUUAAACCUCCUUUCAUCUUUCUGUUGUAAUCUCUUGAAGGGUCUUGUAAUUUGUUGCCUUUUUUUUUUGGUGGGUGUUCUCAUUCAAAUUUUGAAUUUUAAAUUAUGUAAUAUUUUAACAAAAUGCAAAUCAAUAUAAAAUUAUAAUAAUUCUGUAA